Messenger RNA from Daldinia vernicosa, 3756 nucleotides. RefSeq lists its product as uncharacterized. NCBI's taxonomy places the organism in Eukaryota, Fungi, Ascomycota, Sordariomycetes, Xylariales, Hypoxylaceae. Gene Ontology annotation, molecular function: protein kinase activity; ATP binding; protein binding. The transcript is spliced from 4 exons. Gene Ontology annotation, biological process: protein phosphorylation. The record is from RefSeq and is a predicted model, not a curated record. The coding region runs from base 1 to 3756 and encodes 1251 amino acids.
AUGUCUUUCGGCAGUCUUAGUUUCCGUAUUACCAAUUCUUCCACAGAGAACCCCUUUAGCGACUCUUUUUUCCUCCACCAAUAUGGCAUAUCUAUACCGGUUAUGACCUCGGUUUCUCAAUUCGUUUCGGUGUUGCAAAGGUUCAACAUCAAAGGUCCAGACAACUUUAACGAGGUGCAUCUGGAUAACCCUAUUUACUUCAAGCACAUCGGCCGCGGGGCGCAAUUUACCGUUUUCAAGCCCAUCUGGGGAGCAGCGAGUAACGUAGUAAUGAAGCGCGCAAUCCUCAACGACGCAGAAAUCACUGAACGAUCCCCUUUUCAGAUUAAAGAAGAUUUCCGAAGGCGAUUGAAAACUCUGGAGGUGGAAGUUAAAGCUCUAUGCCACGACAGAAUCCGCCAGCAUCCCAAUAUUGUCUCUCUAAAGGCUUGGGGCUAUGAUUAUCCAACUCGAGAUCCUCAGUUUCCUAGCCCGGUCCUCAUCGUUGAGCAAGCCGCCUGUACUCUCUCAACCCUCCUAAAGUCUCCGGAUAUAUUGUGCCAAAAUGGCCUCUCCACGAUGUCUAGAUAUCAGCUAUGCCUGGAUAUCAUGUCCGGCUUAGAGUGCCUGCAUCAAUGCAAUAUUGUCCAUGGGGACUUGAAGCCAGAUAAUAUUUUGAUUUUCAUGAGGAAUCACGACAAAGUCCCGUAUCUUGCUAAAUUAGCCGAUUUUGGGCUUUGCAUUACGAUAGAACCAAAGGAAGACCUUACGUAUUCGCGAUACCGUUCAACACCGGGAUGGCAGCCUCCAGAAAUAACAGACUUUAGUCUAAAAGGGUGUCGAGUGGGACCUGAACUACUAUACAAAUGUGACAGUUACUCGUAUGGCCUAGUUGCGUUAUCCACGUUAAUAUUUGAUGGGAAAUCGCCGCUAGGAGGCUCGAAUCGGAGAGGCACCGAUGCUAUACUGAUUGAGGCCUCAACUGCCAUCAGUCAGUGUAAAAGUACAUCACUGUAUGAAAGGGAGCUGCUAGAGAGGCAUUCGGGACGUAUUUUCGCGAAACUUCUUCCGGAAGAGCCACGCUGUCGGUCGCUAGCGUCAAUAAAGCUUCUGGAGGAUACGUCUUGCCGGGGAUAUGGUGAUUGGGUAACUGCUACCUCUACAAUGGAGUAUAAAGACUUGAAGAGAAUGGGAUCACCUGCUGGGCAAGACAAGUAUGUCUUUUGGACCAAGAUGGGAAGAGCUGUACUCCGACAGCUCAUAGAAGAUCACAAGACUACUGCUCCUAACACCCCGUCGCUCCAGCUAGCCGGCGAUGUUCUAUUUGGAAUGGCGAUAGGGUUUAUUCACAGCGCCACUUUGCAGCCAGACUUUCGCAAUCUUGCUAUGGAUUGUUGCGUUGCUGCCACCCGUGUACAUACGCCUAGUAGCGCUGCCUGCGAGGUAUUGCCCAGACUGGCGGCCGCUCUAAGGCCAGAGUGGAAUUUGGAGGCUGAAAUUGACGUUGAGGAUAUCCUUUUUAAAGCGGGCUGUGCGGGUUCCUGGUUUGCAGUGAGGCAGCUUGAAGAGGAGGGGAACCGCCGAUCAACUAGCUGUCGUGAGUUACAUAGAGGUAGCGGCGGCUAUAACGAGGAGCGCCUUGACUCUUUGGCGCGGGUUGCUGGCAUGGAAGCGUUCCCGGGAAUCUCGGCCGAGAACGGAUUCGUGAACAUCCCAAUGGUAGCUCUACGCGGCCUGAAGGCCGUCGAUUUUGCUCGGUCAUUCCCCCUCGAGCUUAGCAACCAACCGAUCGAUGAUGGCGGGAACACAAUACUUCACCUUGUCUCGAUGUUGGGUAGACAUGACCUAAUCGGCUGCAUUGUUGAGAAGGGCAAUGUCUCAAUUGACCAGGUUAACAAUGCUGGAGAAACACCUCUAUAUAAAGCCUGUGCAGAUGGAAGCGCAUUGACCGUUAGGAAGCUGUUAAAACUGGGAGCGGAUGCUUCUAUUAAUGAAAACCGAUUCGGAAUAUCCUGCUUACAUUGGUUAUUUCAGAUGGAGGAGAACGAAGCGGAAGAUAUCGCUGUAUUGCUAAUUCAGAGCGGUGGCUGUGUGAAUUGCCGGACUGAUUGGAACUCGAGAAGGGAUCGGUCUCUAACUAUUAGCACUGAUCAUUUCCCAUUUUAUUGGCCUCAUGGUACCCCGCUACACUGGGCAGUUCACGUUGGAUCUUUAAAGAUGGCGCAAAUUCUGCUUCAUCUAGGUGCGGAUGUGGAUGCAGGAGACGUACUCCCUUUGAACAAUGCGCAUACCCCUUUGAGUUCCGCCAUAUACCAGGGCGAUUUUGAAAUGGUAUCCUUCCUUCUGGAGCAUGGCGCCGACCCCAAUAAGGAGAUCAUAACAGGAACCACUGCGCUCCACUGGCUAACUAAAUCCUCUGCCUUUGGUGACUUGCUUCGAAGCAACUUCCUCCGCCACUGGGUUUAUCGUGGCGGAUGGGAAAGAUCACUAGGUAUAUCUCGGAAUUGUAUUUCAGUAUGCCGGAAAUACGGGGCGACUUUUGAUGGUAAGCGGCUUCUAAUUGACGCAGCGGACUCGGGUGACGGAGCUACUCUUAUUGCUCUAUUAGAGCUUGGCGUUACUCCAGGCUUAGUUGAUGACGCGAUAUCAUGGAAGAAAUCCGCCUUGCAUACUUGGUGCGGCCAGAAUCCACUCAUGACGACUUAUCCUGAUCAUUACUUUGAAGUCCUGACAGCUCUGAUCCAACGCACUGAUUGGGCAUCUCUAGACGAGCAAGCACAACACUCCUUAUUUCGUAGUGCUAUAGUGAAUGGCGGUAAAACAACAGUCGUCAAGAGGAUAGUCGCGAAUUUGCUACAAGCAGGUGGUCCAUAUUUGAGCAUCAAUGCCCUCGACGAAUACCAUUGCCCACCCAUUGCGCACGCAUUGCAAAAUGUACGAGAUGGUGGCCAAGAAAGCGUUGCUCUGACAACUCUAUUUCUUGAGUUAGGUGCUCAAAGGGUAUUCCGGGAUUCCUACAACAGGGACUUCCUUUGGUGGCUAACUAAUAAUUACUGCAUCACUGAUGCGCAAUGCUUAUUCCUCUUGCGACAGUACAUGUCCGGCUAUUCGACCCAAAGCCAGAAAGACAUGUUAGACCAGUCGAGGUGUUCAGUGACAGGUGUUACGGCGUUAAUGAAUUUAGCGAAAAAUUCUCUAGUAGAAUGUUUGAAAUUCGCGCUGGAUCUCCAAGUCGACCUAAACGCCGAAGACGAAAAAGGGAGGACGGCACUUGAUCACGCUUUAGAAUCGGGAAAUGCGGUGCGGUGCCGACUCCUGAGGAACUGGGCGAUGCAUCGAAUCGGCGAGCCAUCGGCCGAGGAUAAAUUUUCAGAGAACUUUCUGUUUGACGUGGAGACAGAGUGGGAAGAUCACUUUGUAAGAGGACUGGUUUCGAAUAGCAGGGAAAGAUACUUUGCAUACCCAAAUAUUAUUCGUAUCCUCGCUGACGCGGGAGCUAAGACCGGACACGGCUAUUGGGUCAGGAGUCCUAGGAGCGCCGAUAGGAACUUUGUUGAGCUUUACAAAGCGGACUGGUUCGUGAGGGACAAACAACCAUUUUACGAUCUAUGGAAGCCACUAUACGAACACGAUAAGUGGAUAUGGAUAUUGGUCGAUUUUUGCGAUAGGGUCUUUAAGAAAAUCCGCUCGUGCUUUUGGACACAGUCUGAUCCUGAUAGCACGUUGUUGUCUCGGUAUAUGAAAAAUGCAACUAUUGAAAGGCUACCUACAUCCUAG